UCAUUUGGACACUUCCUGCUUGUCCUAACGUCAUGAGGAGACUGGUGGUUCUCACAUUUAUGGUAACUAGCGUCUGUGGAUGCGGCCUUCCCACCUAUCCUCCUGCAGUAGACCGAGUGGUAGCAGGAGUGGACGUCAGGCCUUACAGUUGGCCCUGGCAGGUCUCCCUCCAGUCAGACAGCAGUGGGCGCUGGAGUCACGUCUGUGGAGGAACCCUCAUCACAUUGGAAUGGGUCCUCACUGCUGCACACUGCAUCAGAAGCCACUCCACCUACCGAGUCGAAGUGGGUAAACACAGCUUGGAGGCGAGCGAGGAGAACUCGAUAACUCGGGGGGUGUCCCAUUCCAUCACCCAUGAGGACUACAACAUCUUUCUAAGCCGUAACGACAUUGCCCUGAUCAAGCUCUCCUCCCCUGUGGUCUCCUCUGACACCAUCAUGCCUGCCUGCCUCCCACAACCCAAUGCAGUGCUUUCGCACGGCACUGCAUGCUACAUCACCGGCUGGGGUCGGCUGUCCACUGAUGGCCCCAUGGCUGACGUCCUGCAGCAGGCUCUCCUGCUUGUGGUCGACCAUGACACAUGCUCACAGCCUGACUGGUGGAGCGUCCUGGCGACUGACAAGAUGGUCUGUGCCGGUGGCGACGGCAUCUCUGCUGGCUGUAACGGAGACUCUGGAGGUCCUCUCAACUGUCAGAACCCUGAUGGCACAUGGACCGUCUACGGAGUGGUGAGCUUCGGUUCUGGUCAAGGCUGCAAUGUCUUCAAGAAGCCCACUGUUUUUACCCAAGUUAGCUCCUACAUGAGCUGGAUCGACAAAGUUACGAGUAACUAUUGAAGAGGCUGUUCAUGUUUGUAGCAGCUGCAGAAGGCAGGGUUUUUGCUACAUGGAAGUGAUCGUGGCGCAGCGCCACGACAAAAUAAAAGCUGCC
Dunckerocampus dactyliophorus (ringed pipefish) is the source of this 930-nucleotide messenger RNA. Its product is annotated as chymotrypsin-like elastase family member 2A. The transcript is spliced from 8 exons. Gene Ontology annotation, biological process: proteolysis. The record is from RefSeq and is a predicted model, not a curated record. Gene Ontology annotation, molecular function: serine-type endopeptidase activity. NCBI's taxonomy places the organism in Eukaryota, Metazoa, Chordata, Actinopteri, Syngnathiformes, Syngnathidae. The coding region runs from base 33 to 836 and encodes 267 amino acids.